UGAAAUAUCUCUUCUUCUAUCCAGUUGGUUACAGUGUGUACCUAUUGCCUACUCUAAGUUGCAGUGACCCUGGAACCCCCCUCUCUCCCCACUUUCUGUUUGCACUGGACUAAGCCAACCCCUGGAAAGAUGACAAAGCCCUCGAGUUAUAGUAGUACAUGGCCCAGUUCCAUGGCCAGCAUCCCAAUCAGCCUCAGGAUCUUCUCCAGCUUGAAGUGUCUCUGUAAGCAUUGGGACUGAGUGUCCCUAUACUUAUCCACCUCUGCAAUCAGAUCAGCUUAUAAGUCUCCAGGGAAAGGCUGUGCAGGGCGCACCCAGCCUGUGACUCUCCCGCUGGCCUCAGCUGACUCUAUUCAGACAAUGUCAUCCUCUGUCUCCCAGAGACUCCUUUGGCUAGCAGGCCUGUGCUGCCUUUUCUCUGGCUCCCAGCCUCAAGAUUCCCUGGAGAGAGAUGAGGAAGAACCUGACUAUGGAUCUCGGAACUAUGGGUUUUGCGAAAGCGUCCACUACAACAUCUUCCGGCUUACCUUCACCUUGUAUCAGAAGUCUGAUAGUUGGACAAAAGAUACCAACAUCUUAUUCUCCCCAGUGAACAUCAUUGUUGCCUCUUUAAUCAUCUCCCUGGGAGCCAAAAAUAAUACCCACAACCAGAUCCUGGAGGGAUUGCAGUUCAACAUUACAGAACCAACAUUGUACACUCUAAUAUGUAUGAAGCAGCUUCUGCAUAACCUCCUGAAAAACCACAAGCCACAGUACCUAACCAUAAAGAGCAGCAUAUUCCUUGACCAGAAUCUGAAGCUGGUAGACUUUUUUGCAAAUGCGAUCCAUUGGCUGAGCUCAAUAAAACCCAUUCCUGUCAACUUCAAUGACACCUACAGAGCCCAAAAACAGAUCAACGAGUAUGUGGAGGAUGAAACCCAAGGGAAAAUAGUGGGAUUGUUCAAGGAUCUGGAGAAAGACAAAGCUUUUGUUCUGAUGAAUUACAUCUUCUUCCGAGGCAAAGAGUAUGAUGAAACCGAGGCUGAACACACCUUGGAAGAGGACUUCCAUGUGAACAAGUACAGGACCGUGAAAGUGCUCAUGAUCAAUCGCCGAGAUAGAUAUCUAUUGUACCGAGAGGAAGAGCUGUCCACCUGGGUGGUGGUAAAUCCUUAUAGGAAUGAAGUCACCGCCAUCUUCAUGUUGCCUGACCAGGGGAAGAUGAAGAGACUAGAAGAAACCCUGAGUCAAAAUUACUUCGAAAAUAUCAUGAGUCUCCUCAAAGUAAGAACUGCAAAUGUGUACUUUCCCAAACUGGCUAUGUCCACAACCUAUGACCUGGAGAUCAUCCUGAGCACACUGGGCAUCACCCAGGCCUUCAGCAAUGAGGCUGACCUCUCAGGGAUCACACAGGAUGCUCCCGUGAAGCUCAAUAAGGCUUUGCAGAAGACUGUACUGACCUUCAGCAACAAAUCAACGAAAGCCACAAGGAACACCGGUUUGAGUGAGGGGAACUUGACUAAGAUCCCCACCAUCCGUUUCGACAAGCCCUUCCUAGUUUUCAUUAAAAAUGAAGUCACCGGUGUGCCCCUCAUUGUGGGAAGAGUGACAAAUCCCACAGAAAAUAGUAGCCUCUAAAUUCCAGUCAUCCUCACCACCCUGUCCCAGCAUGUCCCCUCCCUGCUGACAUUAAACACAGGAUAGUUUCACUCACUCCUGAGUGUGACCAGCAAA
This is a messenger RNA of Peromyscus leucopus (white-footed mouse), 1713 nucleotides long. Its product is annotated as alpha-1-antiproteinase-like. Gene Ontology annotation, biological process: negative regulation of endopeptidase activity. Gene Ontology annotation, molecular function: serine-type endopeptidase inhibitor activity. The transcript is spliced from 5 exons. NCBI's taxonomy places the organism in Eukaryota, Metazoa, Chordata, Mammalia, Rodentia, Cricetidae. The coding region runs from base 361 to 1617 and encodes 418 amino acids. The record is from RefSeq and is a predicted model, not a curated record.